Molecule: messenger RNA, 8435 nt
Organism: Polyodon spathula (Mississippi paddlefish)
Lineage: Eukaryota; Metazoa; Chordata; Actinopteri; Acipenseriformes; Polyodontidae
Gene: nfia
Product: nuclear factor I/A
Exons: 14
Coding region: 317-2023 (568 amino acids)
Biological process (GO): regulation of transcription by RNA polymerase II
Cellular component (GO): nucleus
Molecular function (GO): DNA-binding transcription factor activity, RNA polymerase II-specific; RNA polymerase II cis-regulatory region sequence-specific DNA binding
Source: RefSeq, a predicted model, not a curated record
UCUGCAGAAAGUCUAACAAACCGAGCAAAGGCAGACAGAGAGUGUCCAGUGAGCCAGCCGGCCUUGCCAAGCUUGGAUCGCUGUCAAAAACAAGGGGAGAGCGUGUAUUGCAAAUCCUUUCUAUGCGGAAUUAAACUAAACAAGCAGCAAUUGGCCACCUUUUUUUCUUUCUCUUCCGGGUUUUUACAACGACUUCAAGUUUAUAAGAUUUUUUUUUAUUAUUAUCAUUAUUUUGCAGUUUAAAAAUAAACAACAAAAGCGACCGCAAACGAAGCAGUUCGGCUCAACAUUUUAAACUUUCUCACGUACUCUUUACAUGGCAAUGGAUGAAUUUCAUCCCUUCAUAGAAGCGCUUCUGCCCCACGUCCGAGCGUUUGCCUACACAUGGUUCAACUUGCAAGCCCGGAAGAGAAAAUACUUCAAAAAGCAUGAGAAGCGCAUGUCGAAAGAAGAGGAGAGAGCAGUGAAGGACGAGCUGCUCGGCGAGAAGCCUGAGGUCAAGCAGAAAUGGGCGUCCAGGCUGCUAGCAAAGCUGCGCAAGGACAUCCGGCCCGAGUUCAGAGAGGAUUUCGUUCUGACUGUCACGGGGAAGAAACCUCCUUGUUGCGUGCUGGCCAAUCCAGACCAGAAAGGCAAGAUGCGUAGAAUUGACUGUCUGCGUCAGGCAGACAAGGUGUGGCGGUUGGACCUGGUCAUGGUGAUUCUAUUCAAAGGUAUUCCUCUUGAAAGUACUGAUGGAGAGCGCCUGGUAAAGUCCCCUCAGUGUUCAAACCCUGGUCUGUGUGUGCAGCCCCACCACAUAGGAGUUUCAGUAAAGGAACUAGACUUGUAUUUGGCAUACUUCGUGCACGCAGUGGCUUGUUGUGAGAUUCCGGAAGACUUUUUACCUUGUGAAGGCAUGAACAACAAAGAGCAGGAAACAUGGCAAAUGAUGUGUGAAACAGAUUCAGGUCAAUCUGAAAGUCCAAGCCAGCCAAGUGAAGCUGACAUCAAGGAGCAGCCGGAGAAUGGACACUUGGGCUUCCAGGACAGCUUCGUCACAUCGGGUGUGUUCAGCGUCACUGAGCUCGUCCGUGUGUCACAGACACCUAUUGCUGCAGGGACAGGGCCUAAUUUCUCCCUGGCAGAUUUGGAGAGCUCCUCCUACUACAGCAUGAGCCCAGGAGCUAUGAGACGGCCCUUACCCAGCACGUCAUCCAGCAGCUCUGCGAAGCGCUUAAAAUGUAUAGACGAUGACGUGGACAGUCCAGGGGAGGAGUCCUACUACCCGGGACAGGGCCGGUCACCGGGCAGUGGCAGCCAGUCAAGCAGUUGGCAUGAAGUGGAACCAGCUGGAUAUAAACUUGGUGGCUCACUAGCUAGUACAUUCAACUCAAGACAAGUCACAUGGUCGCAGCAGUCCUGCGAGUUAGCCAAGAGAGAAGACUCCUAUUAUACAUCAGGAAUGCCAUCGCCUACUACAUUAAAGAAGUCAGAGAAGUCUGGUUUCAGCAGUCCCACGCCUUCGCAGAUCUCCUCCCCUCGAACGGCUUUUACACAUCAUCAUCGGCCUGUCAUUACAGGACCCAGAGCGAGUCCACAUGCAACGCCGUCAACGCUGCACUUCCCAACGUCUCCCAUCAUUCAGCAGCCCGGGCCCUACUUCUCCCACCCGGCUAUCCGCUACCACCCCCAGGAGAGCCUCAAGGAGUUUGUGCAGCUCGUCUGCCCUGACGCUGGCCAGCAAGCAGGGCAGGUGGGCUUCCUAAAUCCCAACGGAAGCAGCCAAGGCAAGGUGCACAACCCAUUCCUUCCAACCCCUAUGUUGCCACCACCGCCUCCACCGCCAAUGGCAAGGCCCGUGCCUCUGCCAGUGCCAGACUCCAAACCCCCCACUACGUCCACAGAAGGAGGAGCCAACUCCCCGACCUCCCCGACCUAUUCGACACCCAGCACCUCUCCUGCACAGAGAUUUGUCAGUGUCGGACCACGAGAUCCCAGCUUUGUAAAUAUCCCUCAGCAGCAACAGUGGUAUCUGGGUUAAAAGCCACAGCUUCCCACCACCCCAGCCUGACAGACCACCUGACCCUAACCUAGCGCUAUGACCGGGAGAAUCAAGCCCCAGACUGCUCAUCUCACUGUGGGGGAGGAGGGAAGAGGAUCACCAGUCCACCACACCCACCGAACAAGAAUGGGCAGGAACAUGAUGACAAGAACAAUACAGACAAUGAAAUAGAUAUAAACACACAGACAAUCAAACCUGCUGAUCACCACCACUCAGAGGGACCACCACCAAAUGAUUAACAUGGGAAAUAUAGACAGGGAUUCAUUGGAGUGCUCACAAAAUUAUAAAGAGGUGGUCCUUUAAUACAGGUGGCCUUACAGGUUUGACCAUACUGUAUGUGUGUGUAUAUAUAUAAGUAUUUCAAAUAGGGCUGAGUAAUGAAGUAUUUAGGCUAACUAGUUUAAUGGGGAAGCCCGCUAAAGCUCACCAUUCAUCUGAAGCCUAACUGUUUCAUGAAUCUGUGCCCUGGCUUCAUUAGUUAACAGUGUUAGCAUCCUGAAUUCAUUGGUACCUGUAUUACACAUUAGUUAACAGUGUUAGCAACCUGAGUUCAUUGGUACCUGUAUUACACAUUAAGGAUCAGACAAAGCAUAAUGCGUAGUGCUUUGUCCACGACAUAUCACAAAAAAAAACUAAAUCACAGCUCUUCUUUUUGGGUGGGUCUGCAAUGUUGAGUAUUUGGAAAAGUAAAUCAACAAAAAGGUGUAGGCUAAAAGUCAGUCGGUUUGGGACUGUUUACAACGUUUAGAUACAUCAGACUCUCAAGCGGGGGUGUUUUUAUUUAACAUGCUGCGGUUCUUACAAAAAUGUUUUUCAACAAUUAUACACGGCCCCAUAAAAAUGACAUUCACACGGCAUGAGGAAAAUAUGGUCUGCUUUGACAGAAACUGACAUAAAAAACUGAAAUCAAGACUAUAAAAGGUAAAAAGGUGGAAUUUUGAAUUGAAUAAAGUGCAAUUUCAUGUGAUAGUUAAAUAUCUUUGUAAGACAGAGAUUGUUGAAAAUUCUGUUUUUGUUUUUCCAAGUCCAUUCACCCCCAGGACUCUAAAAUAUCAGGGGGAAAAGACAAAACAAAAGGAGUCACAAGCCUUUGCAAGUAAAAAGGCGAGCUCUUAUGCUUUUUAUGUUUUUUUUUUUUAAAUAAUUAUUAUUAUGCGACUUAUAUCCAUUAAAAUAACGAGAAAAAAUAGAAAAUUAUCUCUUGCCGCUUUUACUUUGUUAAUUACUACAUUCAAAAUGCAAAUCGUUUUUUUUUUUUUAAUGAAGAACAUAAUUAAAAAUAUAAGCGUCUGUCUCAUAAGCUAAAUUCACACACACAACUUUAACAGAGUCUCAUACAAAAAGGACAUUGUGCUCAAACUGAUACAACAGCCAUGAUACAGAGGAGGUGUUGUUCAGUUUCGCGGACCCAACAUCCAAACAAGAUAUGCCAUCAGAUACUGAAGCAGUCCAGGCGCUUCGCAUGCAGCUUUUAAAGAAACCUGUUUUUUUCCUAUAUUAUACAUAUAUUUACACUCAAAAUAAUCUGCAUGUUCUAGUGUUAGUGACUCAUUUUUAUAUAGAUGAUGUAGAUUAAAUGUAGUGAAUUAUGAUACAAUAUUGUAAUCCUAAUCCAGGCAUUUGCCGUUAAACUAUUCUUGUUUGGCCCGCAGAUAAAGGGCUUUUUUACUGCUGUCCUCUACAAUCAAAUGAGCAGAAAGGAGUCUUUCAAAGACACCUUGCUCGUCACCUUUUUAUUUUUCCCUAAAGUUGAGUUUUUAAUUUUAUGUUUUUGAAUUGCACGAAACAAUGAUUCCGCAUCGAUGUGCCUUGCCCUAGAAAGUGAUAUGUGCUGACUCGUUGCACAAGUUCCUAUGUGGAGAAAAGUUUUGUUUUGUUUUGUUUUUGUUUGGGUUUUUUUCUUCAUUUAUUCCCCAUAGUGUAGCAAAUUGGAGAGAAAACAGAAACUGUAAAAUUAAAAAAAUAAUAAUAAUAAUGUGAUGUCAGCCAUUGUGAUUUUUAACAGCUAGAGUAAACAGAUGUUGUUGUGCUACAAUAGGAGUAGGUUAUAUGGUAUUGUAUAUACAAGUGCUUUUCACCCCGAGGUCUGUAGAUGGUAGCGUAUAGAUAUUUUUUGGAUGUUGCUGCAUUUUUUAAAAUACAUUUAUUUGGAGUCUUCCUAGUUAUUUUUUCCAGAACUGAGAAAUAUGCAAUACGUGCUUUUAAUCAUGUAGAGAUUGGCUAGUCGUCAGUUUGUUUCUUUGACAUUCUUUUUUCCUUUGACCGAAGUUGGUGCUUCACUUGGUUCGGUGUGUUUUUAGAUGGUUGUCUUUAUCAAUUUGUGACGUUGAAUGCAUGCUUAGCUAGGGCUUGUCUUAGGGUAACAGUCCGAAUGUGAAGCACUAAGCUGAACCCUGCUCACAAGUUUUACUUUGGUCACAAGCAAGCCUUAAAUGAAUCAACUUUCUCUCCUUCAAAUCCAACACCCAUUUUUGUUGACAGACUGAACUUACCACAUUCAAGAAAAAAAAUGCCCAUUUUUAUAUGCACGUUUACAAACUUCCAACUUAUUCAAACUGUUUACCAAUUCUUUCUCUCUCUAUAUAAAUAUAUAUUAUAAAAAAAUAAAAUAACAAAAAAGCCAGGGGGAUUAUUUCCUAGGUGUCUGACAUGUGAUUGCGUUGUAGUUCACAUCUUGUGUGAUUGUUUCGUGCGUGACGUUUCUGUUUGGUAAUUGUUCUUGCCUUCCCUUUAGCACUUAUUGGGCAUUACUUUCUGACGUAUGUGCACUAAAUAUGAAAUAAAUGAUAAUGAUGAUCAUUUAAAAAAAAAAGCAGCUUCUAGUGCUUCACAGAGAAGGGAAUUAAAAAACAAAUCACACAGACAACUUUUUGUCACAAAAGCUUGCUGUACAGCCAGUACUUUUAAUCUAUAGUAAUGGCUGUACAUAUAACAUAAAACAAAAUUGUACCCUUUUUUAAAAUAAGAAUAACUAAGCAAUAGUUUGGGCAGUUUGUUUUGAUUUUGUUGGUGCGUGUUUGUUCUGGGCUCACAAGUGAAGACAGAAAAAUUGAAUCAGAUUUAACGAAAGAAAAGGCUCUCUGUGUCACACUUGUAAUUUGUAUGUUGUAUAGUUUUAUUAAUUACACUGAUUUAAAAACUGCCCUAUUUUAUAAUGCAGGACUUUUGUAACAUUGUUUAAAAUGAGGAGAAAAAAAUUAGUGUUGUGGAUUUUCUGAUUGUUUGUGUUAAGGCCACAUUCAUAGAAUUGCUUUUGUUUGUUCUCUGGAAACUGGAUUUAGUUAAAAACUUUCAUGUUUCCUUUUUUUUAAUGUAUGUAUUUAAGUACAUUAUUUUUCUUCUUUGGAUGGUAUAGCAUAUUCCUAUACUUAUGAAGUAUAGGUCACUGAGAAAAAAAUGUAAAAGGGUGUUACAAGUAUGCUGUAUUUUUUUUUUUUUUUUGGAGGUUAUUUGUUGCAUCAGGUUUGAUGAAGCUAAAGCUAGGUAAUUCUGAUCAAGUUUGCAGGAAAAAAGGCUUAAAACACAGUUUAGGCGAAGGGGAUGUAAAGUAUUAAACACACAAAGUUACCUUUCUGUGUUCACCUUAUUACUUAAGUGAAAAAACAGAACAAUAUUCUCAAGCCAAGUCAAACACACACAUGGUAUCUAGAAGCAGUCCUGCCACACACACAUCACAAGAUGCAGCUCAAUGUGAGUCACCUGGAGACAGAUCUUGCCGUUUAAUAAGAAUACAACAAGUCCCUAGCUGUUAUUAAUCUAAAUAUAUACUUUUGUUGCAAAAACACUAUAGUGUACUGAGUUGUUUUGGUCAAUAGUAUUUAUACUGUAUAUGGACCAAGCUAGAAGUAUAGAUGCCACCACAGAUUUGAUGGUUAUUUUAAGACCUGGUUUAGGAUUAAGACCACCCUAAAGCAAAAUCUUUUAGAUUCAAAAAGCAUUCAUUCAGGAUUACUCUCUUGUAUGAAUUCAAAAUGGUUUCCGCUGGUAUUAUUUUGACACUUGAAAUGCACACCAUGAAGUGAUAUAUGCAAAAAAGCUUGAAUGAACGCAUUUAUAAUUUAAAAGGAUUUAGCUUACUGAAAAAGAAUGCAUAAAGCAUCAAGAAAGACUGCAAAAAUAAUGCAUCAUGAGAGUAAAACCCGAUUGUGGCUGCAUCUUUGUGUCUGAUAUGUGUGCUUGGUAGGUCCCCUUCUGUUGCAGCUGGCACGUAACCUCCAUCCCCUACAAUAACUCCACCAGCAUUCAUUCAAAAGACAUAUGGGUUUGAAAACCAUCACAUGAUUGUUGUGCCAUGGGGGAAAUAGUAACACAGGUUUUGAAGACUUUGGUGAAAUCAAAAGGCAUUGACCAACAUGACAGAGUUCCUCUGUAAUACCAAUAUUGAUAAAACGAGAAGCUCAGAGAAAGACAGGGAACAAUACUUUACAGUCUUGCAUAGCCCAGUGAUAUGAGAGCUAAACCCUUUUAGAACCAUAAUAGCCUUUGCCUCUUUCCCAGUCACUGUGUAUCAUUUUCACACCUUACUACUGAAACUGCAGCAGGCAGGAAUAGUCAGUCUCAUAAAAGACUGGUGUUGUUUUAAUUAAUUAUGUUUGAUAUUCAUGAAAUUCUGCCAUUGUGUUUUUUUUUUUUUUUUUUUUAAACAACAGUAUAGAAAAGUUGAAUGAAUUAUCGAUUUGUUUAACUCAUUACACUUUUAAUUUUUUAAGCUGAUGGAAGUGCAGUCAUGGUCUCUCACUAAAUUAUAAUUCUCAGUUCAUCACUUGACAAAGAAAGUAAAAAUGUUAUUAUGGUUCUUAAGGAUUUACCUGAACGUUUACAAAAUAUGAAAAAACACUCAGAGAGCCUAGUCAAGGGCAAACAUCAGCGCCUCUUCCACAGAGAGACAGAAGGUAGACAGAGAUGGAAGCCUGAAUCUCAUCCCUUCCUGCCGUAGGGUUCCAGUUCCAGUUACAGGAAUAUGCAAACUACGCAUCAUACUUCUUUCUUUUUCAGUUUUUGUUUCCUGAAGAUGUAUGAAUAUCAAAUAAUAACACUUUUGUUGUUACCCUAGAUACACCCUGUAAGGUUCUGCAUGGCUCUGUUACAGUUUGGUUUCAGAAAUAUUUGCUGGCUGUUAGCUUCCAUGUUUAUUCAGUUCAGCCCUUCCAUUGGGCUUGUCAUCCAAAACACUGACUAGUCCUUUGCAUGCAAUCUUAAAAUCUGUGGGCAUAUUCAUAAAUAAAAGGGCCAUUUUGCAGGGGAAAGGCUGGGAGGAAUUGUUCUGUGAGCCUAGAAAUUUUCAAUUUUCUAUUUCAGGGUGUAUCUGAAACAAACAAAGAUUAAUAAUCAAAUGCAUAUUUAGGACAGUUUUCUUGUGGUGAUUUUCUUAGAAUGCAAAACAGUAUUCAAACAUUUUCAUUGUGUCUAUGGAAAUAUCUUUUAAUUUUGAACAAUCCUGUGUUUUAUUUUGUAUUACUUUAAUAAAACUAUUAAGAAGGCCUCCCUGGAACAAAAAGUGAUUUAAAAACAUGUCUGUUUUGAAAAGGUGGUGCAAAAGGAUGUAAGAAAAGCUUCAAUGGCACCUACGAGGUUCAGUAGUUCCAUUUCUGUAGGACUCCUAAAAGUGCGCCUGCUUUUGGUCUGCUUUUCAAGAAAACUUACAAACUUAAUAAGCCAGCUUAUUUGUCUUGAAGUUAGUGCAUGCAUAGGCAUUUGACAGUUUUGGAACCGGCUCUGCAGCCAUUAACAGCCACGAUCGCUUCAACUGCUGAGCUCAUGCUCUUAAGAAAAAAAAGAAAACAAAGUUUCUUCGCAUUAAAAAAGAAAAAUGCAAUUGAUAUUGAUAAUAAAAAGGUGCUUUGUUGCAAAGCAGGUAACAUUGAAGCUGUUUCAUAGCACUCAACUGUAAUGAAUAAAAAGUGUAUCUGAUCCUGUAAUAAAAAUGAUUUACUGUUCUACUGCAAAUCCAUUACAUGGUGCUAAUACAAGCUGGCAAAGAUGAAACAAAACUAAUAAUGUGACGAUUUGGACUCAUCAAACUCUGCUUUCUGACAGUGUAAAAUGCAUAGCAGUGUUUUAUCUGCAUGAAAACUAUGCACUAAUCUAAACAAUGGUAAACUUUGGUAUGUUUUUAUUUUUUAUCUUCAGUCUUUGCCUUCUUUUUUGGUCAAUGUUUAUGAUACCAGCUUUUGAACAGAACGAAUUAUAUGAAAAAACCAGCAUAUUACCUGAUAUAUUAAAAACAACAAUUGUAGUGCCUGUGAAAUCUGUAUUAUAUUGCUGUUCUUAAUUCUGGAUAUUGUUUGUUUUGCUUUUUGUUUCUACACCGGUAGCCUUUGCUGUCUGUCAGAACUUUCUGAUUAUAGCUGAUGUACAAUAACCAUAAAAUAUAUUUCUGCAUGCUAUUCCA